Molecule: messenger RNA, 327 nt
Organism: Adineta ricciae
Lineage: Eukaryota; Metazoa; Rotifera; Eurotatoria; Adinetida; Adinetidae
Source: the annotation of a GenBank genome assembly
AUGCUGAGAAAUUCGGAAGGUUCUACUUGUAAUCUUUNGAUAGCGCUCGUCGGUGCAACAGUUUUUGCUUAUUUCAAAUACAAGAAAGGUAUUCAACAUCGUCGCUUAUUCAAUGAUCCAGAAAUGAACAAAUGUUCAACGGCUUCAGCAAAUGAAACCAGUGCUGAAAACAAUCAAGUGACUUCGGCAUCGGAAACAACAUCGAUCACUCGCCUUAAUUCGCCAUUACCAACAGAAACACCACGAGCUGGAUCGGCCGCUCUUAGUGUGGUCAAAUUGAGUGUCAUGGAUAUAAAUCAAUCAAUGCCUCUCGUUGAACUUGCUUGA